AAGCAAACUGCAGCCCGCCAUUGUGUAGAAACCAGGCUCUGUAAAGAGAGAAGGGUGCUUGGCUGAAACUCUUCAAUAGCUAGACUAAUUCUACACCCUGCCGCUUCUAUUCAGGAGUAAAUACAGUUACACAGGCUCCGGGGGGGGGAAAGACAUGUCAGCCAGCAGCCUUCUUGAACAGAGACCGAAAGGCCAAGCUAAUAAAGUGCAAAACGGAGCUGUGACCCAGAAGGAUACUUUGAAUGAUGAGUUUGAGCCUUACCUAAAUACUCAGGCCAGACAGAGCAAUGCCUAUACGGCCAUGUCGGACUCAUACAUGCCCAGCUACUACAGCCCCUCCAUAGGAUUUUCCUACUCCCUGAAUGAGGCAUGGUCGACAGGUGGGGACCCACCUAUGCCUUACCUGGCCUCCUAUGGACAGCUCAGCAAUGGGGAGCCCCACUACCUCCCGGACGCUAUGUUUGGCCAGCCAGGCCCUCUGGGAAGCAACCCUUUCCUGGGCCAGCAUGGUUUCAACUUCUUCCCCAGCGGCAUCGACUUCUCGGCAUGGGGAAACAACAGCUCUCAGGGACAGUCGGGGACACCGCAGAGCUCUGGUUACAGCAGCAGCUAUGCCUAUGCUCCCAGCUCACUUGGGGGUGCCAUGAUCGAUGGACAGUCCCCGUUUGCGCCUGCUGCCAAUGAGCCGCUUAACAAGGCACCUGGUAUGAAUAGCCUUGACCAGGGCAUGGCGGGGCUUAAGAUCAGCGGUGCUGCUCCUGGUGGUAAUGGGGACCUGGCACCUAAGGUAGUUGGCUCUGGCUUGCCUGGUGGGGGUCCCCUUGGCCCCGUUUCAUCUGUAGGACCUCCCAGCAUUCCUCCUGUCUCAAUUGCCCCUGCCAAGCCUGCCUCCUGGGCUGACAUUGCCAGCAAGCCAGCCAAGCCUCAACCCAAGCUGAAAACCAAGGGUGGUAUGGCAGGUGCCAAUUUGCCUCCUCCGCCCAUUAAACACAACAUGGACAUCGGCACUUGGGACAACAAGGGAACCGUGCCUAAAGCUGCCACCCCUCAGCAGGUGCCCUCUGUUCCCAUCAAUGGGCAACCACCCAAUCAGGCUUCACCACAGCCUGGUGCUCCUGCUGCAGGGAACCCCCAAAUGCCCCUCAGCAAUGGACAGCUGGUACCACCUGUUUCCCAGAUGGGACAGCAUCAGCUUCCACCAAGUGGGCAGCCUGGUAUGGCUCCAAUUCCCCAGCCUUCUCUCUCCCAGGGUCCUCCACCUCCCCCAAGCCAACAGCAGCAACCUUCUCAGCCUACCCGUUGGGUCCCUCCCCGGAACCGGGCCAAUGGAUUUGGGGAUACCAGUGGGAGUGGUACAGGCCAGUCACCUCCCACUUCUUCUGGUGUGGGUGUGGUUCCUGGGGUCCCCUCUGAGCCUCACCCAGUCUUAGAAAAGUUGCGUAUGGUCAACAAUUAUAACCCCAAGGACUUUGACUGGAAUCCUAAGCAGGGCAGGGUGUUUAUCAUCAAGAGUUACUCAGAGGAUGACAUUCACCGCUCCAUCAAGUAUAACAUCUGGUGCAGCACAGAGCAUGGCAACAAGAGGCUUGAUGCAGCUUACCGUUCACUGGGUGGCAAAGGGCCGCUUUAUCUUCUGUUCAGUGUCAAUGGGAGUGGUCAUUUCUGUGGUGUAGCAGAAAUGCGGUCACCCGUGGACUACAACACGUCUGCUGGCGUGUGGUCACAGGACAAGUGGAAGGGUCGUUUUGAUGUACGCUGGAUCUUUGUUAAGGACGUUCCCAACAGUCAGCUGAGGCACAUUCGACUGGAGAACAACGAAAACAAGCCAGUGACCAACUCUCGGGACACACAGGAGGUUCCACUGGACAAGGCCAGACAGGUGCUAAAGAUCAUCGCUGGAUAUAAACACACCACUUCCAUCUUUGAUGACUUUUCUCACUACGAGAAGCGUCAGGAGGAGGAAGAGUGUGUGAAAAAGGUAACCUAGUUACUGCUGAAUAAAGUGAUUAAGUAGAUGGAUGAAAACAAUGUUCAGCUUUAACUUGUGUUGGGGCUGUCACUGAUCACUAUUACCAAAAAUCACAUUCACGGUUCAAACUGAAAUGUAAUUUGUUUGAAUUUAUGCCCCCCAAAAGAAGAUUAAAAAGUACAGACAUGGGCUUAAUAUUUGAUUAAAAAAAAAAAAGUCAUUGCUUCUCACUGCUUGGGCUGACUUAUGCACUUAGCUAAGAUAUGACAUGCUGCAGGGGUGGGACAGUUGGAUGGGGCUGUAGAACAGACACUGCUCCACAUGUUUAACUACGGUUCCUCUUUUGGAUAACAAGAUUGUAGGUGAGUCAUCGGACGCGUAGUUGUAUUUGAGUAAGGCAUCUGCUUUUUUAUUCUUUUUUUUAUAUUUUUUGCAGAUUCAGCAAACUGUUUACCGUGACACUACUCUGGUGUCGUCAUUGUCCUAUCAGCACAGGUUGCUCACUACUAUCCUGCAUUUUGUCCUUGCAAACAUGAUGUUACUAACUUACUUUACUGAGAGGUCAACAGAACCUAUAACCAGUCAAGCUGAUGGUGAUUUUUAAAAAAAACUCCUGGACCGUAAGGCAGAAUCCCUCAAACAGCCUGUUGCGCUUAUUGAAAUAGUGUAAAUUGUUGGAUUCGAACGUGGCAUGACAGUUAAUGUGGGAAGUGACAGCCCUAACUUGAUUGAUAAAGGCACAGUAUAUGAAGCCAGUAUGAAUAUAUGUGUGUGUGUGUGUGUGU
Messenger RNA from Monopterus albus (swamp eel), 2754 nucleotides. It is a transcript of the gene ythdf2, whose product is annotated as YTH N6-methyladenosine RNA binding protein F2. Gene Ontology annotation, biological process: mRNA destabilization. The coding region runs from base 155 to 1987 and encodes 610 amino acids. Gene Ontology annotation, cellular component: cytoplasm. The record is from RefSeq and is a predicted model, not a curated record. NCBI's taxonomy places the organism in Eukaryota, Metazoa, Chordata, Actinopteri, Synbranchiformes, Synbranchidae. The transcript has 4 exons. Gene Ontology annotation, molecular function: N6-methyladenosine-containing RNA reader activity; mRNA binding.